AAUUAAUAGUUUGUCGUCCAACGGAAACGUAUCCACUGUUCGCUUCUCCGUAGCUCAUCAUCCUCCGUAGCUCAUCAUCCAUGGAGUCAAUCCACUGCAAUAGUUUAGUAAACCCUAAUUUCUCCUUAAAUCAGCGUCAUCGGAGAAUAAAUCGCGCUCUUCUUGAUCGGAGAGAUGCUCUUUUGCGAUCUCUCAACGCCGUGGAGUUGCGGCGGAGCAGGACGUUCUCGGCUGUACGGACUUCUAAUUUUUCAGUUACUGCGGCGGCGACGGAUGUUGGUGGUCGAAAUUCGACGGAUGCUUCGGUAAUGACAACGGCGAUGAGCGGGGUGGAGAGAGGUAUUCGAGUAGGGAAAUCGAACUCCGCGCUUGAGCAGCUGGAUAUCGAGCGAGGCGUUUGCGUUCCAUUCCGAAAGUAUUCUCCGGAGACUGUGAGGAGUAAAGUGCUGGAAUCAAGAGGAGCAGUCGUCUCUCUAGUUUCAAGGGGUGUGGAGAUUGUUUGGACUCUUGGGUUGUAUUGGUCUACCUUAAUGUAUGAUUUUUUGGUUGGAAGGGACGAGGAAGUUGUCCCCUUUCGUGCUCGCCAGCUUAGGAACCUUUUGUGCAACUUGGGGCCUUCAUUUAUCAAAGCUGGACAAGUUCUGGCAAAUAGGCCUGAUAUCAUCCGUGAAGACUACAUGAACGAGCUCUGCAUUCUCCAAGAUGAUGUUCCUCCAUUCCCCAACGAGGUUGCUUUCAAUAUCAUCGAGGAAGAGUUAGGCCAACCUCUUGAGGCCAUAUUUAGCAAGAUUUCUUCAGAAACAAUAGCAGCUGCAAGCUUGGGACAAGUUUAUCGAGCUACUCUACGUGCCACUGGAGAGGAUGUUGCUAUCAAGGUGCAGAGACCACAAAUAGAGCCCAUAAUUUACCGGGAUCUCUUUCUUUUCCGAACCCUCGCCUCAUUCUUAAAUGGCUUUAGUCUACAGAAACUGGGUUGCAACGCAGAGCUAAUAGUUGAUGAAUUUGGAGAAAAGCUUCUGGAGGAGCUUGACUACACCUUGGAAGCCAGAAACAUUGAAGACUUUCUGGAGAACUUCAAAGAUGACCCCACAGUCAAAAUUCCUGGAGUAUACAAGAAUCUUUGUGGUCCUCGGGUUCUGGUAAUGGAGUGGAUUGAUGGUAUUCGGUGCACUGACCCACAGGCCAUCAAGGAUGCGGGGAUUGAUUUAAAUGGAUUCUUGACUGUUGGCGUAAGUGCUGCUUUAAGGCAGCUGUUAGAAUUUGGAUUGUUCCAUGGAGAUCCACAUCCUGGAAAUAUCUUUGCAAUGCAAGAUGGGCGUAUUGCUUAUGUGGACUUCGGUAAUGUUGCUGUACUGAGUCAGCAAAACAAGCAAAUUUUGAUUGAUGCUGUUGUCCAUGCGGUUAAUGAGGACUAUGGGGAGAUGGCAAAUGAUUUCACUAGGCUUGGGUUCUUGGCCAAGGAUACUGAUGUUUCUCCUAUCGUUCCAGCUUUAGAAGCCAUAUGGCAGAACUCUGCAGGGAAAGGACUUGCAGAUUUCAAUUUCCGUAGUGUUACAGGCCAAUUUAACAAGCUUGUGUACGACUUUCCCAUCCGUAUCCCGGAGCGGUUCUCUCUUGUUAUUCGUUCUCUGCUUACUCAGGAGGGUAUAUGUUUCACGCUGAAGCCUGAUUUUAAAUUUCUAGAGGUUGCUUAUCCAUAUGUAGCAAAACGGCUCCUAACGGAUCCAAAUCCUGCACUUCGGGAACGCUUGAUACAGGUUCUAUUCAAAGAUGGUGUUUUCCAAUGGAAAAGGCUGGAAAACCUUUUAUCACUUGCAAAGGAAAACGUUGCCAAAAUGAGUAGCAAUCCUAAUCUACGAGUAAAGCGUGUGGAGAGUAAGCUUGACUUGACAGAUACCAUUAAGGACGGAGCUCGUCUUUUCCUCCUUGACGAAGGCAUCCGCAGGAAACUUAUUCUUGCGCUCACAGAGGACUCGAAGCUUCACGUAGAAGAGCUUGUGGACGUAUACAGAUUGGUUGAAGACGAAGUAGAUAUUCCCACACUGGCCAUGGAAGUCGUGCGAGAUUUACCGAAUGUUUUCCGAGAUUUUGUGUUGUCAUGGAGCAACUCGGUGUUAUCAGACAGAUGAUGAAUCGGCUUCUCACUUACUUUUUUUGGCUCUUUUUGAAGAGGAAAGAGGUAAAUAUAGUACAGGGAGUAGAUGGAGAAGAAAAGCGUAGAUUAAUAUCGAUGCACACAUUGUUGUUAUACACCAAUCCAUACAUGUAAUUAUAUAAAAAACACACACAAACUAUACUUCACUUGCUGCUCUUUUUUAUUUUGGACGUUGUCUAAUGUAGUUGGAUAUCCAAACAUCAAUCGACGUCAUCAAAUCAAAGCUGUAAUGUUCUCACAA
Messenger RNA from Arabidopsis lyrata subsp. lyrata, 2396 nucleotides. RefSeq lists its product as uncharacterized. The transcript is spliced from 14 exons. The record is from RefSeq and is a predicted model, not a curated record. Gene Ontology annotation, molecular function: protein kinase activity; ATP binding. Lineage: Eukaryota; Viridiplantae; Streptophyta; Magnoliopsida; Brassicales; Brassicaceae. Gene Ontology annotation, biological process: protein phosphorylation. Bases 81 to 2129 code for a protein of 682 amino acids.